Molecule: messenger RNA, 684 nt
Organism: Triticum turgidum subsp. durum (durum wheat)
Lineage: Eukaryota; Viridiplantae; Streptophyta; Magnoliopsida; Poales; Poaceae
Source: the annotation of a GenBank genome assembly
AUGGCGGCGGUUGCGGGCGUCACCGGGAGCUCCAGAUCCGCGGCCUGCUGCGCCGUGCUGCUCGCGGCCGUGCUGUUCCUCUCCGCACCGGCCACCACAGAGGCUUAUGAUUCGCUGGAUCCAUAUGGCAACAUCACGAUAAAAUGGGACAUCAUUUCGUGGACUCCGGAUGGUUAUGUGGCAACAGUCACAAUUACCAACUACCAGCAGUUCCGAACCAUAUCUGCACCCGGGUGGCGGCUGGGGUGGUCGUGGCGAAAGAAAGAGGUCAUGGCGAUGGUGGGGGCUCGGGCAAUUAAGCGGGGCGAUUGCUCAAAAUUCAAGCGCAGCCGUCCCCAUUGCUGCAAGAGAGAUCCGACGAUUGUCGAUCUUCCUUCAGGCACCCCAUUCAACCAGCAAGUUGCCAAUUGUUGCAAGGCAGGAGUUCUAAAGACAUUUAACCAGGACCCAGGAAAUGCUGCUUCCUCCUUUCAGAUUGCUGUAGGUCUUGCUGGGACUACCAAUAGGACGGUUAUUUUGCCCAAAAAAAUCACUCUCAAGGCUCCAGGUCAGGGGUACACUUGUGGGCGUGCUCUUGUUGUCGUGCCUACCAAGUAUUCUUCCUCGGGCGGGCGCAGGGUAACCCAAGCUUUCAGAUUAGUGAAUGGAGUGAGACCAUUGAAACGAGAAGUGAUUUGUUCUUGA